Messenger RNA from Closterium sp. NIES-65, 4944 nucleotides. The record is from the annotation of a GenBank genome assembly. NCBI's taxonomy places the organism in Eukaryota, Viridiplantae, Streptophyta, Zygnematophyceae, Desmidiales, Closteriaceae.
AUGUCGCGUAGACUCCCUGCCACAUCUACCCCUACUACUAUCUCUCGCCAGUGCUGCUCGCGGCUCAGAUUCUCCACCCGGCGCCUCUCCACCCCUUCAUCCCCUCUGGUGUCAACCGCCAGAACAGCAGUCUCGCUUCUCACAUCCCUCGUUAUAGUCAUCUCCGUUAUACCAUCCUCGGGUCCUCCACAAUCAAACUUUCGAUCAUAUUCCGUCUCGUUACUAUCACAAUCCAAUGGCAUUCGAGUGUUGGCGGAGGCGUGGCGUUUCAAGGAGAAUCCUCUUGAACAUGCGAAACAUCCGCGCAUGGUUACCCUGUUCUCCGUGGAGUGCGGUCCCUACUUUGACUGGCAGACCGUGGGGCUCAUGCACAGCUACAGGCGCAGCAAGCAACCAGGCCCCAUCACUCGCCUGCUCAGCUGCACAGAGGAGCAGCUAAAGGAUUACCCCAACAUGGACCUCGCUCCCACGCACACCGUGCCCUCCAUGUCCCUCGACCCCAAGACUGGCGAGUGGUAUCCAGCAAUCAACAAGCCCUAUGGGGUGUGGCACUGGGUGCAGCACAGCCCACAGGCGGAGUGGGUGGUGGUUCUAGAUUCUGAUGUGUUGCUUGCUCUCUCCCUCUUCUCCCUCUUCUCCCUCUUCUUCCUCCCUGUCUCCCCCUCACCCACUACAGCACAGCAGGCGGAGUGGGUGGUGAUCCUGGACGCUGACAUGGUCAUCAGGGCGCCCGUCACCUCGUGGGGCGUGAAAGCAGGCAAGGGCAGGCCAGUUGCCGCCUAUUACGGCUACCUCAUCGGUUGUGACAACAUACUGGCCCAGCUGCACACCAAGCACCCCGAGCUGUGUCCCAAAGUGGGCGGAUUCAUAGUCAUGCACAUUGACGAUCUGCGCCGCUUCGCCCCGCUCUGGCUCAGCAAGACACAGGAGGUGCGAGCGGACAAGGCACACUAUGCGAGGAACAUCACAGGGGAUGUGUACUCAUCAGGGUGGAUCAGCGAGAUGUAUGGCUACUCUUUUGGUGUUGCUGAUCCCUGUCUAUCUAACCCGGCCUCUCUUCUCUCCCGCUAUGGACUCUCUGCUAUCAACCCCCCCUUGUUGCCUUGCCCCUCCCCACAGGCAGGAUUGCGCCACCAGCUGGACCAAAACAUGAUGCUCUAUCUGACAUACGCAUGCAGCCCCGUGUACUGCCCCAUGUACUGCCCCGUGUACUGCCCCAUGUACUGCCCCGUGUACUGCCCCAUGUACUGCCCCAUGUACUGCCCCAUGUACCGCCCCAUUAUACUGCUUGCUGAUUCCCCAGUUCCCACCCCACCACUCCCGCCCUCCUCCUCCACCCCCUCUACAGGCCCCACUCUUCUUCAACCUGUUCCCCCUCUCUCUCUUCUCUCCCUCCUCCCCUCCCAACAGGCGGGGUUGCACCAUCAAGUCGACCAAACAACCAUGCUCUACCCAGGCUACAACCCAACGCCAGGCGUGGACCCCCGCUUGCUGCACUACGGGCUUGCUUUCUCCGUCGGCAACUGGAGCUUCGGCAAGUCGCAGCAUCGCACGGACAAGAUUGUGAAUGAGUGCAACCGGCUGUUUGACCCGCCUCCAUUCCCCUCUGAGAUGGAGACAUCAAGUCAAGUGAGCAACUGGACCUUUGGCAAGUCACAUCAUCGGACGGACAAGAUUGUCAACGAGUGCAACCGUCUGUUUGACCCGCCUCCAUUGCCCUCUGAGGCGUUGAGGAUGCAUGAGAAGGAGAACCCACGUGGUGGGCGUCAUGAGAAGGAGAACCCACGUGGUGGGCGUCAUGAGAAGGAGAACCCACGUGGUGGGCGUCAUGAGAAGGAGAACCCACGUGGUGGGCGUCAUGAGAAGGAGAACCCACGUGGUGGGCGUCAUGAGAAGGAGAACCCACGUGGUGGGCGUCAUGAGAAGGAGAACCCACGUGGUGGGCGUCAUGAGAAGGAGAACCCACGUGGUGGGCGUCAUGAGAAGGAGAACCCACGUGGUGGGCGUCAUGAGAAGGAGAACCCACGUGGUGGGCGUCAUGAGAAGGAGAACCCACGUGUCAUCCCUGGGCCCUUCUGCCUUUGGCCCCGGCCUGUCGUCAUUCCACCCUCCACGGCAAUGACAGUGAGGGAGAGGGGAAGGGGCAUGCUUCACAGUGAGGGAGAGGGGAAGGGGCAUGCUUCACAUGCAAGAAUCCAGACGUCUCUGGGACCUGCUGCCUUUGGCCCCACUGUCUCUUCCCAGCCCGAAGAGGGCAUGCUCCGAGGGGAGGUGAGGGGAGCGGCUGGCAGUGCAGGCGGCCAAUCAUUCCUCGCACCUGCCGCCUGCCCAUUUCUGACGCCCUUUUCCCCUGCCCUCUCCCAUUCCUCUCUUUCUCGCCUCUGCCCUUCCUUUCUCUCUCCCAACCCACCAGUGCGAGCAUCCAGUCAUCUCUGGGCCCUGCUGCCUUUGGCCCCACUGUCUCUUCCCAGCCCGAAGGGGGCAUGCUCCGAGGGGAGUGCGAGCAUCCAGUCAUCCCUCGGACCUUCUGCCUUUGGUCCCACUGUCUCUUUGAUCCCUGAAGGGGGCAUGCUCCGAGGGGAGGCGAGGGGAGCGGCUGUGGGAGGAGGAGUAAGAGGGGGGUUAGGAAACUCUGUUGUUGCCAACACCGGCGUUGGGGACGCCUCCCGCCUUCCUAUUCUCGAAAUCGACUCCCCUCCUCCCGUUCCUCUCCCGCUGCCGAACCUGGGCCCGGACGUGCCUGUUGAUCCGGCUCGGGACCCGAACCUUUGGCAGCCGUUUCAUGUGAAGGGCACGCCGAGGCUGGUCACGCUUUUUUCGGGCGAGUGUACUGCGUAUUUCGAUUGGCAGACGCUCGGGCUGAUGUACAGCUUUCGGAGGAGCGGGCAGCCCGGAAAACUUGUGCGGCUGCUGGCUUGUAACGAGGACAUGCUUAAGGAGUACAAGGGGCUGGACCUGGCUCCGACUAUGGUGGUGCCGAAUUGGGACCACGACCCCCACAACGGAGAUUGGUAUUCUGCCAUUAACAAGCCUGUCGGGGUGAAGUACUGGCUUGACAACAGCCCCGACGCGCAACAGGUCGAUUUUGUCCUCAUCCUCGACGCGGAUCAGAUCCUCCGCCGCCCGAUUCUGCCCUGGGAGCUAGGCGCCGAGCGAGGCCGCCCAGUUUCCGCCGACUACGGGUACCUGAUCGGGUGUGACAACAUCCUGGGGUCGCUGCACAUGAAGCACCCCAAGCAUUGCGACAAGGUCGGGGGGUACAUUGCCAUCCACGUGGACGACCUGCGCCUGCUGGCUCCCCGGUGGAUUGCCAAGACGGAAGAGGUGCGAGCGGACAAGGAGCACUACGCCACCAACAUCACGGGCGACGUGUACGGGCAGGGGUGGAUCAGCGAGAUGUACGGCUACUCGUUUGGUGCCUCCGAUGUGGUGAUAGACAGGAUAAUAUCAAACUGCUCACCUACUCCUGGGAUAAUUCCCGCUUCCCACGUGCUGCACUCCCAUCAAUUCCCCACUCAUCUCUCCUCUUUUCCCUCUCCUCUUUUCCUUGCAUCCUCUCUCCUCCCCCACUCCUCUCCCUUUCUCCUCCUCCCCCCUCUCCCUCCACAGGCCAAUCUACACCAUGUGGUGAUCGACAAUAUAAUGCUCUACCCCGGCUAUCCCCCUGUACCAAACAUCGACCCUCGUCUCUUCCACUACGGCCUCGAGGUUAAAGUUCUGAAUUACUCCUGGGACAAGUCCCGCUUCCGAGACACCCCCCUAGCCCUCACCUGCGGUUACCAUUUCCCCGACCCUCCUGACGUUACGGACUUGCCCCCGUUACCCUCUCUCAAUUCUGGUGCUGCUGCUGCUGGUGGUAAAGGUGGUAUUGGCGGUUUAUUUGCGGGGCUUAGGGGUGGAGGAGGGGGGGAAGAGGAGAGGGUGAAGAAGCUGAAGGAGUUGCAGGAGGAGCGGCGGAAAGAGUUCAUAGUUAUUGAGUGUGUUGCGGUGCUGAAUCGUGCUUUAAGAGAGUAUCACCGGCUGAGGCUAGGGUGCCCUGCGUCUGGCGAGAAAGACGUGGGCGUUAUGGAUCUUACUGGAGCGUCUUUUAUCGAGUCGGGGAGUGGGGGAGGGGGUGUGAGGGAGCUUAGAGCUGAUGUGUGGGCGAGAGUGAGAGAUGGGGGAGAAGGGAUGGAGGUGGAGGAGGAGAGGAGGACGGGGAGGACUGAGGAGGGGAAUGGGGAUGUGGAGAGAGUGGGGAGGUUUGUGGUAGAGAGUGUGGAAGUGAGGGAGAGGGGGGGAUUGGAGCGAGGGCUUGUUGUUGGGGUAGAGAUGGCAGAAGGGGAGAGAGAGCGGAUGGAGGAGAGGAUGGAGGAGAGGAUGAGGGAGGAGGAUGGGCAGGAGGGAGGGAUAGGAGGGGUUGGAGAGGUGGGGGUAGAGGAGCAGCAGGGGCAGAACAAGCAAGGGAAUGAAGAAAACCAUAUUGAACAUCAGCAGGAGCAUCAGCAAGGAGAGGAGCAAUUGAAAGGCGCAGGAAACGGGGAAGGUGGAUUGGUUAGAGAUCAGCAAGAAAAUUCCGGUGUAGAGGAGGUGAAUACAUUUAAAGGCAGCGGUGGUGGUAUCAAAGCACAGAGUGGUAAGAUCCAACAAAUUCGAGGGCUCUUACGUGGCAGGCGAUCAUUGGUCGGAGGAGAUCUGAGCUCCGCAGGUGAUAGGGCGGCUGGUGGGGUUGGAGGAGGGGGCGAGGGCACCACAGAAGGUGGGCUGGAUUGGGUGCUGUGGUUGAAGCGGUAUAAGAAAUGGCUUGCUGCGCCGUGGGUGCUGGCUGCGGUUAUGCUGCUGCUGGUGGUUACCAGGAGGCGGCAGCGGAAGCGGAGGGAGGGGAGGGAGAUGAGAGAAGCGCGGCGGGAGAGGAGGGCGAGGAAAAAACGAUCGGAGAAGAUCCCAAAGGAUGUGACAGACUAA